Molecule: messenger RNA, 14827 nt
Organism: Spirometra erinaceieuropaei
Lineage: Eukaryota; Metazoa; Platyhelminthes; Cestoda; Diphyllobothriidea; Diphyllobothriidae
Source: the annotation of a GenBank genome assembly
AUGUGGUCUUCACGUUUUCCUAAGAUUUUGCGCGUUUUUUGCGAGUCUCCCGCAUGGUAAAUCUGUCAUUUUAUACUAAGAAUUGCAGCUUUCCGAAAAGGCCGGUAGUAUUCCAUUUCGAGCGUCAUUUUGCUAGCAAUCCUCCAGCAAAGGCUCGCAAGGUAAUCACUACUUUUUACCUCGAACUCAUUUAGCAGUUCCCCUGGUUGCAAUGGGGUUUUUUCUUUGCGUGUACCGGAGCCGUUGUUUAUUUCAGCAGAUACGCCAUCGGUCCUGGAAGAAACUGUAUGUCCCUUCUCUAAUUUGUAUGCAUUCGCUCCGAUGUUCAUAUCAAAUGUCGUCAUCUAAGCCUACGUUACCUAUAACUGAAGCAAAACCCCUUUCUUCUAAAAUAUUCCCCUUGGAAUGGGUUACUAAUAUAACUGUUCCUUCGAAUAAGUAAUCAUAGGCCAAAUUUUGAACUACCUAAAAUCGUUUAUUUUGAGCAGAUUGUUAUGACGAGUAGGUGGCAUUGAGAGCCGAAGUUGUGUCUGUAUAGAGUCACGUGUUCGUCCUGAGUGAGUAUUUUGAGGAAACUUUCCCGUUGAUUCACUGGUCGACGUCAGCUAAAACACUGCACGACCGUCGCAAAGUUACUGGUUUACUGCCGACGAGGUGACAACAGUCGAUACGUGCAGCGGAUUAUCAGCAAUAUUCUUCUUCUCAUGUUCGGAAUUUCCCCUGUUACAAUGCGUGAAACUCAAAGUAACCGGCUGUAUGACAUGAAACGCCACCUUCACGACCGCUCAAAAUGAGGUUCUAUACCACGUGAUCCGUCGUGCCUCAAGUCGGUCGACCCUGUGCUAUCCGUCCACACUACAACCGCCUCCGGCUUAAGUUGUUACAACGCUCUAAGAGCCAUGACAUCAGUCCGGCCGGUGUCGGUAGAGAGACCAGUAGGUGUAUUGCACACAAACGGGAGCCUCUUGUCACGUCUCUAAUUCUGUCUGUGUCAAUCCGGAUUGAGCUUAACUAUGUCCAGCCGUUUAAACAGGUCGAUACUACCCAACCCUGGCACUAUAAAUGAAAUCGUACAAGUUGCCACUUUCUUGACAGUUUCAUACUUUUUAGUGUCUAUUUUAACAGAUGGUUGCUCGACUCCUUCUGAAAUCGUGUAUUGUGCAUUAUCUGCAAACUAUUUCGUACCACAAUUUCUGCAAACCACUGUAGUCGGCCAUUGUUAUCUGCACAUGUCUUAAGUUUCGCCGUCCCGCUAUACUCUGCUUUUCUAUCAACCGUCUCUUCUGUUCGGCAAAAUUUCCGGUUAGUCCGUUUCUAAAUGCAAGUUCGGUCAUCAGCUAUUAACUGUCGAAAAUUGUCGACAUUUCUAUUUUUGACAAAAUAAAGUCCAGAGCUACUGCUGUGUAAGUACAGAAUAGAAAUGGACGCGUCGGAAGUCUUCCUGCCUACUUAAUCCCCCGAAAGCGUAUCGCCUGCGAAAUACUCGUCACAGGCUUUUCAGAAAACUAAGGUAAAACAAAUUUUCUCUAACAAAGCCAAUGGGCUAAGCAUUUGAGUGUUGUCAUCUGACAUUCUGGUUUGUCCGCACAUUACUUUCAAAUUGGGUGCGUAGAUCACUUUGACGGCAAUUUACUGUACUGUUAUCAUCAUAGACGUUGCAGUUGGUUGAGAGACAAUAUUUACGCGGCUGUACUUUAGGCCAGUAGAAAAAUAAAGUCAUCAUGGCAAACUUAUUCUCAGUCAAAGUCUUUGGAUGCACCAAAUUUUCCGUAAUAACUUUGCUUCAAGCGUCGAAAGACUCGGUUACUCGUAUUGUACUGCCGCUUUCCUUUCUCACUGUAAAGGCCAUCCGUUAAGGUUGGACCAGCAACGCUCCCAAUCAAAGGAGGGAAGUCCUACAACCCGCGCAGUGGAUGCGGCUGCCACAAUUUAGUCAGCUGAUUUCGGUGACUCAGUGGGAGUGUUUCAGUUUUAGUCGGGAUUAGCUCCUACUAACCUCAUCACAAUUGUUAUUAACCAGGGACUUUAUUUCAGGCCAUUGUAUUUGAAUUCAUUUGUUCACCGUUCAUCCCCUCUUAUCACAAAUGUCUCAGUUCGCCGUCCGUGUUCAGUACCUUCACACGUUUUUAUGCAGUACAGUGACCAACGUUUUCGGUGCAUGGAGUCGCAGCGACCGACCACGCACCCAGCCACGCUCAACAACGCCAACGAGAAAGCGUGCCGUAUUUGGGGAAAAAACUAAUUUUUCGUCAGUUUAAUCCUCUCAGUCUGAUUUUAUCGACAGUUACGUUUUUGAAUGUGCGUUUUUGGGCAAUAGGAUUACCUCGUCUUUAUAUCUUUCCAUAUGCACAGCAAUGAGACAAAUCGCAGAGGGAUUAAGUCAAAUCGCCAUCGGUGGGGAUUUUCGUUUAGUCGACCAGAAAGGCAUGGAAUUAACGCUGGCAGAUUUCAGAGGCAAAUGGUUACUCAUGUACUUUGGCUUCUGCCGAUGCCCGGACAUCUGCCCUGAGCAAUUAGAACGUUUGGUGGAGAUACACGAACGUUUGGGUAGGUCUUCGCAGCUUACUUGCAUUCUUCUCAGCAUUCCUGUAAUUUUGCAUCAUUUAUAAAUUUAAGUUUUGCCAGUCAGAGAGCCAUAUUUGUCUUCCUCCCUGUCUCCUUAGCGGGCUAACCAUGUUGCCCGUAUAAACUCGGGAAUGGUUUGAAAGUCAUUCUGUUUCUACGGCCGCAGAUCAUAAUCGACAAAAUUGUUGCCCGGUUCUCGAAAAGUGUCGGAAAUCCAAACCUUUUAGAUUAAAUUUUCUAGUGGUAUUAUCAGUUAGGAUGACGCAACUGGGAUUGCCAUUUCUGGCAUAGUAGCCUGUUGUCAGGCAGUGAUGCUCCUGGUGCUUAUGCAGUCGGCGUUGGAAAGUCGUUUAGCGGGUCACCGAUCGGCGGUACUCUACUAGCACCAAUCUCUGGUUGAGAUCUUGAAUAUGCAAGAUCACAUAAGUGAUAUUCGCCGAUUUACCCCGAUUACAGGACGGAGGUGGGUAGUUUCGUCUGGCCUUGGAAUGCUAGGCUUAGAGCCCAUCCAUGCAGUCUCGUAGCGACAAAAAAUCAGUCCUCAAGCAGCAUUUCUGAUAAAGAUUGGAUUUUAUUUCCUAUAGCGAAGAGACGUUUAUCUAGCUGUCGUCUGCGGGUCAAUUACUCAGCGUGGGUUGACGUUAUAAAAAUACGAAAAUAGGCCUUAAAUGUUUGUCCGUUUUCUAGUAUAAAACACUUAAUCAACUAAAAGUAAAAAAGCGCUAAGUUUUUGAAUUUUAACAUAGUCUUCAUUGUCGGUCGGACCUAAACCCGGUGGGACCUAUUGAACGUGUGGACAUAUUCAUGUAAGAGAAACUUAGUAAUGCUUUUAUUAAAUUGGGUUUGACCAGGAUUAGUAAGGUACUCAUACAGGUUUUUCAACCUUUGAAACGUAAUUUUUAUCAGCUCUGGUCUUUUUGGCGGUCACGGACGCUUGCCAUUAUUUUAAAAUGAAUUUCUCCUAAGCGUAGGAAAACUGUGUCCCCAAGCAAAAGCUGAAGAACAUGUAUUAAUUCAUUUGGACACGUGAUUUGGGCAAAAAUAUGACCAACGACAGUAAACAGACCUCUCGUCCUCGAUAAUUGGGGUUGUUCGCUCUUACUUCCACGCACAUCUUCCACUUUAAUGCGAAUCGCUUGGAAUGGGCGGCUCCUAUUGGUCAGAUGGCGGGUCGCUCCGGUUUGCGCGUUAACUAAACUAGAUUUACAAGUUAUAGCCGAAUAAUUUCCUUAGAAUUCGGCCUUGUUGUCUGUGAAACUAUUUCCACAGGAUUUCGCCUCCACCCUUUAGGUCUUUCGUGCUGAUUCCUGUUCCACAUAAAAUCUUGCCAGCAGCAUGGUGACCCCCCAGCGGUUUCGCGAUGUGUAAGUUCUUAGUGCGCACCGCCCGCACGAGCCCACCAUGCUAUUGGCUAUUUCGUGAGGCUUCGACGACCAGCGGUAGUUCCAAAAUUAUUCGAAUUGCGCGCGUGCACCUGGUCAUUGUCUGCAUCGCCACGAAACUGUCAUUAGACACUGUGAGCGGCGGUUCGGGCGCGGCCGGCCACGUGCGGCCGCUUGUACCUGACUCUACUAGGACGCGGUCUAUGCCAUUUCACAUAAGCGGAAAUGCGGCCGUGCAAGCUGUUCUUGGACUAGUAUGGGACUUGAUUGGAAGCUAGUUCUUUUACCACCGGACGUCGACUCUCGGUUAAACACUUCCCAGAUGAUUGUGUAGAUCACGCUCGCGAAAGAAUCCCAGCUUAUGUGGUAUGUAUUUUUUCCUUGCUUCUUGCUCUUUCAUACAUCCGAUUACAUUUCCUACAAUUUCUUACGCUCAUUCUGCAUGAAAUUAGGACUUAUUAAAUAUCAAACUUGUAAUGGGAAAGUGUUUCGGUUUUUUAAGGUCUUUACCGGUUCCUGUGGAUUUUUUAAAAUUGAAUCGAUACCUUCAUUUUCCAGACCACGUGCGAGUGAGAUUAACACAGAUGGGAAGAAAGACCCCCGACCAGCUCCCAAUAAAUUUUCCAACGGGCAAUCUUUAUAGUUUUCGCGCGUGCCAUCGAAUUUUUCUGUCGAUUUCUAAGUCUGUUUUGCCUACAUCAGGUUUGCUGAAACAAGAGUCCCUUUUCCCACCGUGCGACCGCAGAUUAUGGCACCAGAUAGUUGUUUUAUUUAUUUGUUAGUCGCAGGGAUUUGCUAACACCAAGGACUCACAGGGCCCUAGUCAGUGCGUCAGUCCUUUCCAGCUCCACUAUCAGUGGGUCAGUGGAAUCUGCGCGCCCUUUCUGCUGUUUUCUUACGCGUCUAGAUUUGUCCUCCUCAACCUCACCUUACAGUUGAAAUCCGUCCACCAACUCGUUCCCGCAAGUCGCUGUUUCUAAAGACGAUAUUUAGAGAUUACGACCGAAUUUUCUAUGCUCUAGUCAUUUUAAUUCGGACUUAAUCUGUGAUGUGUCAAACCGGAUAACACUAGAUGUAUUGGGAUCUGGCGUUGAUCGACGUCGCCGAACGCAUCUACCCGCCUUAUCUUAGCGGUUGACUUUCGGGCUGGUAUCACACGCACCCUAAUGGUCGCCUUCAGCUGGGGGUCGACCUUCGUAGUCUAGACUGUUAAUUCGAUGGCGGUAGUUGAAAAGCUCGAUUAUACUGGCCAGUGUGUUGGGAAAAUAUAGGAAGAGACGGAAACACUUAAGGGAGGAAGCAAUGCUCGUUCGAGGGUUUGUGGUAGUUAUCUCACGCUUUCGGUUCUGAUUCGCACAGCGGAACGUAUCGGACAGUCCGACUCAAGUGCCACCAGUGUCAGAGAAAGGUGGUCGACCCGGCUCACUAGGUUCUCUCCAGCACGCUGGACAGUCUUGGAUUGACACUUGAAGCGCUCGAUCAUGCUGUUGACGGCUGAAUGGUAGACUGUUGUCCGAUGAAGGCUUAGAAGAAUGCAGGCUCUAACUGAGCGACUUGGUUAGCCGUAACCGUAGAUGGGGCACCGAACAUGGCACCCAAGCACUGACGAGGGCCUUGACGACGGUGUCAGCUUCAACAAUCGGCAAAAAAUGGCCUCGGCCCAACGGACUUACCGACCGACGCAAGUAAGGUGUUUGUCUGUAGCCGUGGAUGAACGCGGUGUUCCUACAUUAUCCAGAUGGACGUGGCUGGACCGCGCGUCGGGGCUAGGGAAGGUGUCUGGUGAAGCCGUGGUCUGCCGGCAGCUCAUGCACGCCCGUGCCCAAGUUUGGAUAUUCUUGUUCAAACCACGCCUCCAUUACCUUGUCCGCCAUCUAGGCUAGCCGUACGAAAAAGCCAGAAACCGAGACUGUCUGGACAUCUGUGGGCAAGUGGUCUUAAAACACCCGUGAAGAGCUUAUCAUCAAUUUGUAGCUCACCACACAGUGUCCGCCUCCUUUCUAGCAAUCCGGCUGACUUGCGGUAACCAAGACGCUCUUCUCGAAUUAACUGAUGGUACCACCGGCAAUCCUGAGUCGGAGAAGUGCCACCCUUAGCCCAGUGUAUGGGUCACCGGCAGCGAUUGCACCUGAGUCCGAACAAACCUGUGAAAUAGUUCAAUGUCUGUAAUGUUCGCUGAGUGGGAACUAAACUCAGUACGAGGGGAGUAUAGCUUGAGCACGUUCCGUUAGCAGUCCGGUAGGGACAUGGAUACGACAAGGGCGGGAAACUUGUGGAAGUGCAUACCAGGGGCCGGCUCAUACGAUGGCGCAAAGUGAUUGACUGGCUGGCACAGUUUUGGUGAGAUCGCGUGAACAAGCAGCCCGCGUGCGAGUUCGGGGUCCCCACCUCAGCCAACAACGAGCAAUAUGAUUGCGAAUGUCCUUUGAUCUUAAUGACUCUUAUAUGUAUAUAGGGUGAGUGAGUACAGAGUUGUGAAAUGUGUAGUGCAAAAGCAAUUGCCGCAAAAUUCGUGCGCAUACUUAAGAACUGUAACCAUCUGUCAGAAUCGACGAGAACCACCGUAUCCCCUGGAGAGGGAGGAGUUAAUGACUUACCCGUGAGGGGAGUACUUGUGUAGCAUCAAACUCUCUUUUCACACCUACCGUUUGCAUGUGGCAAGGCAGGGCCAGAGCUGUUGGAGGUCCUUGAUCCGGGCUUGGCACGCACGCCUUGCUCCCUGCAAGCACACAAACCAGACUUGACAGGCUGGGAUCUCUCGGUGAAAAGAGUUGCCACCAGUCUGGUCUUUAGCUCAGCUGACCGAGGUACUCCGUCACUCACCAACCUUCCAAGCCAUGGCCAGAUGUUUCAUGAUAGUUUAAAUUCAAGCCUCGCGUAGCUAUGUCAGCCACUGUGCCUAGUCCGGUGCAUAGGAGAAGAGUGGGCCUGAGGCCGGGAGAUCCAUCCGCACAGCAAAUCGGCGCAUUUCUCGCCGAUAAUAAAUCUGACGCGCUUUAACCUACCACGAAGCAUUAUCAUUCGUGCAUUGGAAGACUGCCAACGGACGGGAUAACUCGGUUCUCAUGGGAAUAUGCUGGAUUACCUGUAGGACUUGGCGUCAGGCUGCAAUGCCCCCUUUUCUCACUGUUGCCUUUAUAGCGUUCUCACCUAUUCGAGUUCCGAGCCUGGUGCAUGCUGCGUGUGGCACGCGUAGACGGGUUGUUCAGUUUUGUCGGCUACUGCUCCCGCACCAACAUCUGCCCGAAUUUGCCCUAUCGGUGCCUGCUGAGUGAGGGAGAGAAUAUAGUGCUGUAGAUGCCGCGCAAGUCUGUCUCGAUGCAAACCAAUUCGCACGCGAGUCCGCGGUGCUGCGUCCGCUUCUUCGCCUGCGACAGAGAAAUGGUACUGUAGGAUAGAGCACCCUAUACUUUAUCACCCCCUCCCCACUGAGUACAAGUCAUUCCUCUUGGAGUUGACUUCAAACCUAGUGGCUGGCGGGGCAUACAGUCUUUGUUUAAUGAUUACUAUGUCAAGCCUCUUCUUAGGGGUCGGUGCCAUCCUCCGUCACACCCGGCAACACUCAUCUGAGGUUAUACCUGCUACCUUUGUUUUUCACGACUUAUUUGAAAAAAUGACUUAUUUUCGAGUCUUUCCAUAGGCCUCUACGGGAAGGACAAGGACUUCGUCCCCAUUUUCAUCACCGUUGAUCCCGAGCGUGAUACUCCCGAAGUCGUCGACGAGUACUGCAAAGGUAAUUGCUCUCUCCCACUCGACCACCUACCGGCCGCUCUCUCCUUUCUCUUUAAAAACUGCCUGCUAACAUGUAACCUUGCUCCUCAUGUGCUAGAAACAUUUAAAGUUGUCAGUGUUUUUGUGCCUGUCAGGUGGAGCGGGUGAUUUAUUUUUGCGGACUCUCGGACUUUCUCUCUAAGUCAUGGUCGACAGAGAAGGGUAGUAGAUUGCCCAGGUGUUGCAAUAUUUAUAGGAUGUAGUUGUGUGGCCGCUACCUGCCUAUCGCAGUUGGCGGCUCCCGAGUGCAUCACAGCUCGACUGACCAGGUAUUGAAGUACGCCGUUGCCAUGCAGUUGCUACGCUCCUGUAUGCCGGUCAAGAUUAUCUGCUCCCACGUUCAUCGCACGCGGCUGAGUGGCUGACUACCGGAUUUCGUCAGCCGUUUGGACUCUUGGGCGAUUUAGCUCCCCGGCAUUGAUACCGAGGACAGUGAUUAUCCUCACGAUCUCGCGGCCAACUACUGUGCCUAGGCUAAGUCUUAGCGCCGAAUAUGGAUAGGGGAGGUUGUUGCGCUUGUUAAUUAAUUGAGGACCAGAAAACCACGACCAGAGCAGUUCACGGCUCAUGUGGUUGUCACCUCUAGUAAGAAUUUCUAUUUCGUCCCGUCGAAUAAGCCGCGACUUGGGAGUUGGCGUCGUCCCUCCUCACUGCUACCACGUGCUCUUCCAACUGCAUCCGGAAUAGUCUUCCGGUUUCUCCGACAUAGUUGAUUCGGAUUCGAGUGAGAACCCGAAACGUCAGGCCAAUAAAGCACUUGUUCCACCCAUCGUGUCUCCUCCGCGACUACUUCCAGGAACUCGCCGGUUUGUCCAUUGGAAGGGGUGGGGAUCACCUCUGUCCCGAAGCGGAGGCAGUGGCGCCUUGCAAAGCACCUACUUCACUUCCCCCAUGUCUGUAUCAGGCGGACUGCAGACUCUGUGCCUGACGUUGUGCGGAGCCGCCGUCUGAUAUUUGUUUGCGUGUUAUGAGGGUUGUCAUAAAGGAUAAAUUAAGAUGGAGCUGUCGAGGCGCGAUGGUCAAGAUGGAGAAGUCUCCCUAGCCAGAGAGACAGAUUUACUGGGAUAAUCGCCUACCCUGAUGGGGCACGUAAAACCAGCUCAGAACCCAAACCCAGCGAUUAUUCUACCACUGGUGGCCUCCAAGACGUUCUUGACGUACGGAAUCGCCCCCCAACAUCUUUGGUCGGUUCUAUUUUGUCGUUCGUCGUGCUCGCGCAUGCACCGUUUGACGAAGUUACGCGGGAAGCCACUUUUUCUGAACAUUCGUCCAAGGUAUUUAAAUUCGGAAACCCUAUCUUCCAGUUCACUGCGUUUGAGACUGAUUAAGUGGUUGUUGAAGUUCGGUUCGGUGUUUGUCGCUUUCCCAAACAUUUUUGUCCUAAGGUCACUACAAUCUUUGCGGCAGACGGAGACAUCAAAGAAGGCCAGCGGGUUGUUUUCUUCCUCUUCCAUCGUAAAUUGUAUGCCCCGGGAGACGCUGUUGAGACGUCCUGUGUGCGUUAGUAGCCGAUCCCGUCCGAGAACGUCAGUUCGACCGUCGUGCCCGACGAUGUCCACUGUGUGUUCCACAGCGGGCUGAGAACAGGCACGGUUACUUGCGUGUGAGCCACUUUAUAGCGAGUAUAAACUUGCGCAGCAUCUACCGCACUCGCUCAUCCUCCCCCACCCGGACCCGAUGUCAGGCCAGAGUCAAGAAGACGGGAGGGGCGGUGGGGGGCACAGGUUGAUGGCGCGACCGAGCCCGCACCUUGGCGUUCUACUCCACACCCCCUGGUCCACACAACAAUUGACCAAGACUUUAACCAACAAAAAAUGGGGAGCGGUAGGCAUCCAGAUGUGCGGAACGUCAGCCGACAACUAGGCCAGCCACCACACGCCGAAUAUUGGCAUCUGUUAUGGUGCGCAUUCCAAUAAGGCCUGCCAGAAUCCAAUGUGGCCUCCGUGUUGGUCCAGUGCAUCUAUGGCGUGGCCCAUUUUGGGGGGACACGUCUGAUUACGACAAAGGUAUCCACAUGCCGAACCCAUAAUUUCGGUCUGUAGUGUUGCUAGGCCAGGCAGUCUAACCGUUGUGCGGCUGUCGCGACCAGGUAUGGGCCUCGAAAUCGGCGAACCCCUUAGUGUUCCCUUCACCUGCUCAUAAAUUGCUCGUCAAACGCGAAGUGCAUCCUGAGACAGAACUUCAGGAGCUGAAGAACUUGGGCGUGUCCGAGGCGAUUCUCUGUUUCAUGGUAUUUACGUUGUAAAAGUAUUUCGACGGUCUCCACUGCGUGAUCCUGAAGUGUAGAGUGACGUGACAUCAAAAGCCACCAUGACCUUAUUUGGCAAGAGACUUACCCCCUUAAGCUUCUCCAGGAAUUGUGUUGAAGGACAGAUCGUGGUGUGUGCAUCAGCCGUCAGAAACUCGAGACAUUGAAAUAGCCACUUUGCCAGUCCGUAUGUUGGAAUAUCAUGGAGCAAUGGGCUGGAGAGGAGCGCCCACUUUGUGCACCUUACGAGAUCGCAGAACCGGUGCUGGGACUUAGUUCAGUCAAAGUGAUUAGCCACUCAUGCAACCCAUAGGCCAGUAAGCCAGGUGGCCUAGCAAUAAUCAUGCCAACAUUCAACACGGGUGAUGAGAUUUCGGCAAUUAGCGACUUGCAUGCCGGCCAUCGAGCAAAUAGCGCACAGGAGGGCACCCACCCUCGAAGAAGGGGAGAGCUGUUAAUUGUCGUAGAUAUACGGUGGCAUAGCGACUGCAUCCUAUAGAUAGUACAACUUCCUGUGUAUGAACUACCCGCAUAUGGUAAUGUCUCUGAUGAUGGGUUGGAACGUGAGUCCGAAACCGCAGGCCAAUAAAGCGCUUGUUCCAGCGGUCGCACCUACUUCUCAACGAGAGGUUUCUCUAGUCAAAACCCAGGGAAAUAGGACUACCAGGUUAUUAGUAUAUUUAGGGUAAUUUCGGUUAAUCCCUCACUCCGAUGGGACACGUGCGACCGCCUUAGAAAUUAAUGGCGGUAGUUAUUCUACCGCACUGAGAGUGAGGUGUGAGCAUGAGUUUGGGUCAUGUUCAGCUGCGGCCAAUUAAUAAAAACCAAAAUAUCGAUUGGCAGGAUAGUGUUGGCAAGCCCAAGGCUAAGUCACACGGGACGCUAACAGUUAACUGGUAAGGGACAUUCGGUCUCUGUCGCCGCGCAUUGAAAGAUUUCUACCAAACGCAAGAGAACACUGUCUGGUUGGUUCGUGGUCAUUUGGCGUUCUCGGCUAUUCAUACGCCAAACAUUGGGCGUGCCUGUGGCUACUUUCGCACUCCAGCUUUCCAUCAUCAUCCGCGCACACAACCUACAGUCGUCACAACUGUUCACAAGGACUGCUCUGAUAACGUAUGAAUCUUCGUGGUAAUGGGCGAGUCUGUCCAGGUACGACCGGUCGACAAGGGUGUAGUCUCCUGCACCAAAAGCCGGGAGGGAUGCGGACUUAUUUUGGCAGUCUUUACUGCGGCUGGGAGUGUGUGCAUGCGGCUCGAUAGGCAGCGCAUCAAACGUUUAGCCAAACCGAAGCCGGUCAUUGGUGUUUCGUUGGCCGGCACGAUUUGUGGGCGUGCGCCUGGGCAGUGCAAGUCUGCAGCCAAUCGUUUAAGAGCGAAAUAUCGGUCGCCGUCGGCAAGCCAAAGGCCAUUAAACCGGUUGCUAAGCCUGGCCUACAGUAGCAUUCCCUUAGCCGACCGAAAUGGAUCGAAAAUUGGACUCGCUACCGACGCUGUCAACUUGGUGGACGCAUGGAAGGUGACUUGCGGUGCACCCACCGCACGCCCUGCCCUCUCUCAUCCACCUGAACCCGGUGCCACGACAAAACCAAGAAGAUCGGAUACGGGAUCGGCGCAGGUGGACGGCGCGGCGCGAACCUGCACCUAGGCGCACCACCACGCGUGCUGGACCCUGAUCUGGCCUCCCUGUUGGUCCAGUGCAUCCAUCGCGUGGCCUGUUGUAGGGACGCACCGAAAUAGACACGGAUAGCAGCACACACAGCGAAGUUGAAUUAGCAAUCGGUGGGGCGUUCACUUGGUCGUUGGUAGUAAAAGCGGCAAGCAGGGGAAUCAACGUGUGAGUACUUUUUGCAAGGAUUACGGAUGCUGUGAAGUUUUGGGGCGCACCGUGCAGUGGACAACGCCUCCGGUCACAUGGGGGGGGGGUCUGUAGUGCUGGUAGACCUUAUGCGAGCAUAACUCAAACUUUGAGACACGCUGAGCACAGAUGAAUUCAAAAUUAGUGGUGGUGGCGUCCAUAGCAAAUUUUCAGACAGUUUCUUCUUUACAUUAAAUACUUGUCCUUUCGUUGUGGAUUAAGUCACUGAUACAGAAGAUGGAUCUUUCAAACUUUGUUUGAUGAGCAGCCAGUUUGUUCACUUGAUCGAUCUCCUCAACUCCGCGAAUUGCCUGGUUUUAAUGGUUGUUCUCGCGUUUUGUUGACAGGCAGAAAUACCCAUAACCUAGUAAAAAAACGUCCUCCGCUUUCAGCCAUGGAUUUAGUUGGAAAAUCUCUCCUUUUGCUGUUGUUGUGUUUGGUAUCUCGAGCACUGAACGAAUUCCCUUUUCCCUUCUAAAGAGUUCUCGCCUAAACUGGUUGGUCUCACUGGCUCUCGUGAACAGAUCAACAUUGUGGCGAAACGCUACCGCAUAUAUCACAGUGAAGGUCCCAAGGAUUCCGACGGAGACUAUAUUGUGAGUUUAAAUUGUGUUAUCUCCUUUAUUCUCCCUUUUUAGUCAAUGAUGUUCAAAUUCAGUCCAUUGGUCUGCUGGCAAGUCCAUCCGCUUUCGCUAAAACGUUGAAAGUGCAGAGAUACUGGAGUGAUCAAUUUCUACCUUUUGGUCGUCAGAUCUAGAAGACCCAGACUGUUAACCCAAACCAGUUGUCGCUAGCCCAACUGAGGGAAUGAGCUGCAGGUUAUUGCUCUGUUAGCCGCGACUGGGUCUAUUUUUAUCAUGUAAGGAGUGUUGUUUACUCAUCCCGACUGGUUACGAACUGCCGCACACGUCUGUUCAGUUCGCUGUCUCUAUACAAAGUCACCCCGUCGGGUCUCGCGGCAGUGUGGAGUGAAGUCAGACGGCAAAGGUAACCGCCAGCGAGUGACCUGUGGCAAUUGAUCUUCUAACUCCAGCUAAUUCGAUGCACUUCUGGCCACUAAUCAGCCCUCAUCGUGAAAUAUACUCGUUCUCACACGCGGUAGGGACCUGAAAUGGGCAAGAGCGAUCCAGCGGCUUGAGAUGCCGCUGUUUUUUUUUCAGGAAGGGACACAACUGAUGUAGGCGUGAAUAUUCUUAUCAGACUUGUCAUAGAUCGCUCAGGGCCUCUGAGUUGGGCCCAACCAACGAAACAUUGGAGUAGUUUUCACCGGUCACAUGUUUAUUCUAGAGCGGCGCUUUCCACAAGGCGAUUGCUUCCAUGAUUUUACAAGUAGAGUCGAAGAUGCGAGUCUCAAGUUCCUGUUGCAAAAGACCCUUUAGACUUGACCAGGAUGUUGUGAGCCUGCCGUAAACCUCGAUGGAGUCCCCAAAUCAGAGCUCAACAGCGAGAGCGGAAGAAAAGAAGCGUAUUGAAGUAUCCUAACAGCGUAGAGAAGGCGCUAACGGGGACGCAUGGUAAUGCCCAAUGUCGGAUUGAAAUUGGACCAAUCAGGUGCUGUCCUUGAGUGGCUGGCAUGCCGGCUGGACUUCUUACUUACUUUACUGAUCCUGUCGAGAGCCCGGGGCGAUAUCAGCACGCAGUGGGCGUGGGGGCGGAUCGUUAGGGCGGCAUGUGAGCCAGUCGGUUAGGGCCGCUGACCGAACAAUUGUUUAAGCGUACGUCCAGCACAGAUGACAGAUGCGCGCCACAAAAUGGGCUGCGGUGUUGCGACAGGCCGAAAUAGGGUCGCACAGGCUCGAAUGAGAAGAAGGCCUUAAGCCACUUCAGCCAGGUUUCAAUCCCGUCCGCCUGACCCGAACCAGCCACCAGCACAUGUUGGGAGAGUGAGGGCGGUUCAACGCGUACUUUUCUCAUCGCAAAAAAUCUGCCUAGAUUUCAAACCACCAUAACGCGUCAACGAUCAACUGGUGGGAUUACUCGGCCUGCGUCUAAACUAAUGGUCUGGCUGCAAUGACCCGUUCCUUUUAUGACCUUUGUUGUGACUCCUUGAUGAGUGAUUAGGGACUGUCUUUGACCUUGGGCUGUUGUGCGUGCCUCUGUGGCACUCUCACCUAAUCGGAUCCGAACCGCCUCUCCCCUCAUGUGUAAUAUCCCGGUCAGUGUUCGUUGUGGACUUGGGCGUGUGGUGGUACGCCUAGGUGCGGGUUUACACCGUGCCAGCCACCUGCGCCCUCUCCCGUCUCCGGUCUUCUUGACUCCAUCUUGACACCGGGUCCAAAUGGGAAGGAGGAGAUAGUGCGGUAGGUGCUUCGCAAGUCUACUCUCACUAUAAACUAAAUCACGCACAAGUCACCGUCCCUGCUCUCACCUUGUUGUGGAGCAAACGGUGGAUAUAGUCGGCAGCGACGGUCAAACUGUCGUGCGUGACACUACGUCCACACCCAUCCUCGGUUGUUAUGACUUCCCCAUGCCAUCGAAGUAUACCGCAUAGUGCGCGAUUGAGGUGAAUGUUACGACAGUGUUAAUGCAUCCAGAGCAGUGGUUAUCUUUGUCGCCAGUUUCCCCUUGGCGAAUGAGGCUUUAUGAUUCCCCUGCAGCGGCGUUAAUGCGAUUCUGUGUACCCCCUAGCCGGCCACUUGCAUGUUAGCUGACACAGUGUCAUGCCACGCCUGAUCAGGUUUCCUGUACUCACGAAAUGUACCAUGCAAACAGAGCAGACGUAGAUGACAGUUUGCAGUUUCCUGUGGAACAUCAGCCAGUACGCUCCAACUUUUUUUCGUCACAUGGAACUUCCACCUGCCUGCAUUGAUUUAUGCACCGGCUGGCUUGCAGACGAUCACCUUUUUACCUCCUUCCCCCCUCCGUCUCACCUCCUGCCUAGGUGGACCACACGGUCGUCAUGUACCUGAUAAAUCCCAGGGGCGAGUUUGUAGAGUACUAUGGUCAGGUGAAACCCGUUCAGGAGAUCGUCCGCAGCAUCAUGAAUAGGAUGAAGUCCUACUCUUAA